Molecule: messenger RNA, 4676 nt
Organism: Sclerotinia trifoliorum
Lineage: Eukaryota; Fungi; Ascomycota; Leotiomycetes; Helotiales; Sclerotiniaceae
Source: the annotation of a GenBank genome assembly
GAUUGGUAUCAAUUGGUGUGUUGUGUUGUGGAAUUGUUCUAGAUCAAGAUCAGGAUAAAUCAAGAAUUCAUCUUCAUUUGCCCUUUCCCUUUUCUCUUUUCCCCUUAUGUCAAGUCACUCCCGCUUUGUGAUUGCGUGGCUGAUGCUUGGCCAAUGUCGCUCGUGAAGCCACACGAUAUGACAUCACCAUUUUUUCCUUGUUAUCCUCGUACGACUUACAAUGCAAUUCCAUACCAGCAAUUCUUUUAUGAUGGCUCCCUACCUAGGUAGGGACUCGGGGCAAAUGUAAAAUACCCUUCAAUGUCUUCUUUAUUUCCUUCUUCAUGUUGAUGAUACCCAGUCAAUUUUCCUUCACAAAAUUCAAACAUACAUCACCAAAAUACUUUCAGAACUGUAUGUAAACCUAUCUUGAAAAUAGGUCGGUAUCUUCAAUUCUAUUCCAUAUCAGAACUCUACUUUACUUUGCUUUAUUUGCUGUUUUGUUUGACCAAGAAUCCGCCCGCAUCUACCUCCCUCUCCCCACCCUGCGACCUUUUCACUCGACCUCUAACCAAUUACUUUUUCCCCUCUAAAGAUGUCGACCGAGUCAAAGACAGUUCCUGGAGGUCAUUACUCCGGGGCCAAUCCAAUUCCAAAUAUUCAACGAUUUGUGGAAACUUUAGAUUCCGAGAAGAGAGAUAGGGAUGCAAAGAUUAAUGCGCAGCUGGAUUCACGUACGCAAGCUCAGCCGAAAGAUCAAAAGCAAGGACAACCAAGUGGCAUUGACGGAACAAGGAAAAUCGUGACGGAUCCAACAACUGGAAAGGAUGUGGAAAUUGAGGAUGUCAAUGCAGAUUUCAUGAAGGCGGUGGAUGAUCCACAGGUAUGUUAGUUCCGCGAGUCCUACUCGAUCUUUACAGUUUCGCUGACAUUUAUGAAAUCAGCUUUCCGUGCCAAAUGCGAAUCUCAAUAAGCCGACAACAAGAAAGACAGAAGCAACUCAAUCUGGGGAGGAAUACAGAAAUAAUCAAGAUACUACUGCACCACCAGAACCAGUAGAACCUGGAAGUACUUCCGAUGUACCAAUUCAUGGAGAAAAGACAAACAUUUUAUUUCAUCCUACACCCUCCAUCAGCUAUGAACCAAUGUACAAAUCUCUCGAGAAUCGAACCACGGCACUUGCCGUGGGAAUAUUCUUGGCUAUCGUGGUCUUGGGAAGAUUUUUUGGUGGUGCUUUAUAUGGCCUCAUUCCGCUGGGCGCAUGUGUUGCAUCAGCCGUAUUUCUUUGGAUGAAAGAGGUGAUCAAAUCUGGUCGAGCUAAUGAAUGGGAGAGUGAAAGGCAAAGAGGCCAAAUGGUUGGCAAAUUCUAAUUCACAGUUUAUACUUAGAGCUAACAUUCUUAGGCCACUGCAAAUCUAAUUCCUGAAUCCGUUGAAUGGAUAAAUAGCCUCAUGGGGAUCAUGUGGGGACUUAUUGAUCCCGAUUUAUUUGUCUCUGUUGCAGAUACUCUUGAGGAUGUUAUGCAAGCUUCAGUACCUAGUGUUAUCGAGAAUGUCCGAGUGGCAGAAAUCAAUCAAGGAACAAAUCCUUUUCGAAUCUUAAGUUUACGCUCCCUCCCGGAUGGCCAUGUUCAAGAAAUAAAGGAUGAUAUUCAUCGACAAAAUGAGAAGAAUAAAGAUCCUCAAAAAAUGGCCGCAGAUGAGGAGGGUGGAGAUUAUUACAAUUUGGAAUGCUCAUUUGCCUAUCAUGCUCAACCUUCAGGGGCUGGAGCUUCUGAAAAGUCAAAGAACAUGCAUAUGCAUUUGGUAUUUUAUCUUGGUAUGAAAGGACUUUUCGGGAUGUAAGUUUUAUUUCCACUUAUCUUGUGGCAGCGCUAAUUCAUGUAGCCCUCUCCCAAUCUUUGUUGAACUUCAAGGCCUCGUUGGUACUGUUCGGCUACGUCUCCAACUUUCUCCAGAACCUCCAUUCUUGAAAGCUCUAACAUUUACGUUCAUGGGACUUCCAAAAAUUCAAGCUGGAUGUACGCCAAUGCUGGAAACUGGUAUCAAUAUCCUAAACCUUCCUCUCAUCUCCAAUUUCGUCAAUUACGCUAUUGGUGCCGCCGCGAACGAAUACGUUGCUCCAAAAUCUAUGACUUUAGAUAUGUCUAAAUUGUUAAAGGGUGAUGAUAUUCAAAAGGAUGUUGAAGCACUCGGCGUUCUGUGGAUUCGAAUUCACAGAGCUUCUGGUUUAAGCAAACAAGAUCGUCGUGGGAGUGAUGGGGGUGGAAGUGAUCCUUAUAUCACUGUCAGCUUCUCUAAAUACGGCAAACCAAUGUAUUGUACCCGGGUUAUCCAGGAUGAUCUCAAUCCGGUUUGGGAAGAAACUUGUGCUUUGCUUGUCACUCCUGAUCUCAUAAAAGCAGAUGAACAACUUUCGAUGGAACUUUGGGACUCUGACAGAUCAACUUCGGAUGAUGUUGUUGGUAAGGUCGAACUUUCCAUGCAAAAAAUGAUUCAACAUCCAGGAAAAAUGUAUCCACAAGUUUCUAAACUUCGUGGCAUGGACUCCGAUAGUUCUAUGCCUGGUGAACUUCAUUGGGAAGUUGGAUACUUUGGUAAACCUCAAUUCAGACCGGCAAUGAGAAGUCACGGAAAGGAUAUUAAUCUACCCAAGGAAUUACAAGACAAGGAAGAAUUACAAGACGCUAAAGGAAGCCUUGAUACUUCUGAAGAAGUUGCUGUGGUUCAUACUCCUCCUGAUCCAUUAUGGCCGAGUGGCGUUUGCAGUGUUAUAGUUCACCAAAUUGUUAACCUUGAAUUACAAAAUAUCAAAGGUAGUGAUGGUAAACGAAAGGGUAGAGAAUAUGAACCAGCAGUGGAAUAUGGUGAGAACAAGGAAGAGGAACAUAAAAAAUUACCAAGUAGUUAUUGUACUAUCUUGUACAACGAUGAAUUAGUAUGCAUCAUUUCACCAUACAUAUUUAUCAAUACUAACUCCAUCUCAGGUAUAUAGGACACGGUCAAAGGUUGUUAGUUCAAAGCCUAUUUUCAAUGCAGGCACUGAACGCUUCAUCCGUGAUUGGAGAUCAGCGAUCGUUACCGUUACGGUUAGAGAUCAACGUAUGAGACAACAUGAUCCAAUCCUUGGAGUUGUUCCUUUGAAGUUAUCAGAUCUCUUACAAACAAGUUCUCAAGUUACAAGAUGGUAUCCUCUUGAUGGUGGAAUUGGUUUUGGCCGGAUCAGAAUCUCUGUUCUCUUCCGAAGCGUCGAAACAAGAUUGCCACCGCAACAACUCGGUUGGGAUGUAGGAACUUUUGAAUUUACAUCCGACAAAAUUAUCGCUACUGGUUAUACUGAAAACUCAAAAUUGAAGCUUCGAACCGGUGGAAGUGUUGGGAAAAUCAAUCGUACCCAAUGCCGAAAGUUGGAAGAAGGUGAUGGUGUAUUUUGGGACCUUGCCAAGAAAGAAGGGAAAAAUAGGGUUCGUCUUCCCGUCAAAUACCGUUACCGUUCACCAAUCGUUUUUGAGUUUCACGUUACCGGCAAACGUGGAGCAGACGCUUAUGCAGUAAUUUGGCUUCACAAAUUAGAAGAUAAUAAAGAGGAAGAGAUCAGUAUCCCUAUCUGGAGAACCAAUAACGGUAUGAGACUUACUGAAAACUACAUCACCGAAGAGAAUUUCCGCGAUAUUCCAGAUAUCAAUAUUGAAGAAGUUGGACGACUCAAGUUUUCAGGAAGAUUCAAAGCUGGUAUGGAUGAAGCUCACGAAAAGUUUGUAACUGACAACGACUCUCGAGAAACCCAAGAAACAUGGGAAGCAUGUCAUUCUGAAGGUGUGCGUGAUAAAAUUGUGAGGAAAGAAGUUCCACCAGCUGUUCAACAACUUCAUGAUCAGUCUUUAACUCAAGGAAGAGAUGUUCUCAGUCAAGCUGAUGAAGAUGAAAAGAAGAAAUGGUUAGAUCAAGACGGUAACGACUGGAGUGGAGCUUUUGGUCAGGAUCCUGCGCAGUACGUAGAUAAGAGUGGUUACGGACAAAAGUAUCAGGAUGCUGAUUAUGAGGCUAGCAUGGUUCGUAAACCACAAGGACCCAGUGGAUGUGUUGAAGCAAAUCUUAAUGAAGAUAUGAGCGAAAAAACCAGUACUGCAUCUUCAGAUUCCGAAGAUUCUGAUGCAGAAUCCGAUCUCGGUUUGAACGAUGCUACAACUGGACCAACAAACGAAACUGCAGACCAGGACAGGAAUAAUGGAUCGAAUCAUUCGAACAAUCCGGUAAAACAGUAUCAAAAUUAUAAGGAGAGUUCAAAAGGUCUGCAUAGGAAACAAAGGGGUUUGAUGCAAUGGAAGCCGAUGAGAAAUUUGGCCUUUGCAAAAGAUGAGGUGAAAUUUGCGGCGAGAAGAAUAAAAAAUAAGACGAGUUUGGGUGGUAGGCAACCGGAUGUUGAGACGGAGACUGGAUAGGAGGUUACAGGGAUUAUUUUUUGCGAGAAUCAUGGAUGGUGUGUAUGGAAAAUGGUUUGGCAAAAUUAAACAAUUGGGAUUUAUUUCGGGUGGCUGUUGUGUACUGUAUCUUGGUGGUAUGUAUAGGCGUUUUUAGUAAUAUCAUGAAUGGGAAUGAGAGAAUGAUUUUUAAAUACAAUAUAUAUAUUUUAAGAUUAUAAAAAGGAAAAAAUAUGACUAUUUAAUUAUUUCAAUUAUAAUAAGAUUAUUAAAAGCU